This is a messenger RNA of Brugia malayi, 312 nucleotides long. RefSeq lists its product as uncharacterized. The transcript has 3 exons. Lineage: Eukaryota; Metazoa; Nematoda; Chromadorea; Rhabditida; Onchocercidae. The coding region runs from base 1 to 312 and encodes 103 amino acids. The record is from RefSeq and is a predicted model, not a curated record.
AUGCGAUGUUUUGAUUUGCCAUGUCAAAUAUUUUUUAUCGAUGAAUAUGAUAAUGAUGCUCGUUCCACACAUCGAUGUUGUGGUGGUACAGUUCAUAUUAAAAUGGCAACAUUAUACGUAGCAGCAUCAGCGCUAAUAUUAUGUGCUUUCAAUACUGCUAGCGUUUAUUUUGGCGUAUAUUCCGUGAACUUUACGCUUGAUAUUACGUUAACUAUUAUCAAUGCAAUUACCGCCACAAUGAUUUUUUAUGCUUUAUAUUAUGAAAAAGCAACAUUUCUAAUUCCAUUCAUUGUUACUUCCAUCAAGUACUAA